Molecule: messenger RNA, 4818 nt
Organism: Leucoraja erinaceus (little skate)
Lineage: Eukaryota; Metazoa; Chordata; Chondrichthyes; Rajiformes; Rajidae
Gene: samtor
Product: base methyltransferase of 25S rRNA 2 homolog
Exons: 5
Coding region: 61-1299 (412 amino acids)
Biological process (GO): negative regulation of TORC1 signaling
Source: RefSeq, a predicted model, not a curated record
GGAGCCGAACAUCGCCGAGCGGAGCCGAACAUCGCCGAGCGGAGCCGCGCGCCCGGCGAUAUGGAGGAGGUUGUCGGUCGGUGCAAUGUCCGGGCGGGCGGGCGAGUGUUGGUGUCGCCACUCGGCGCUCAGGCGGCGACGGCCUCCGAGGGCGACAGGAAGCGGGAGCAGGAGAAACUGUCCGGGGUGGUGAAGAACGUCCAUCGGAAACUGCGCAAGAAAUAUCGAGAGGUGGGAGAUUUUGACAAGAUCUGGCGUGAACACUGUGAAGAUGAAGAGACUCUAAGUGAAUAUGCUCUUGCAAUGAAGAAUUUGGCAGAUAAUCAUUGGGCUAAAAGCUGUGAGGGUGAGGGACGGAUUGAGUGGUGUCGAAGUGUUUGUCAAGAAUAUUUUCUGAAUGGUGGAAUGAAGAGAGUACUUGAAAAAGACGAGAAAAGGGCCCGACUUGCUAUUUCCAUGGCUACUCCAAUGUUCAGCUUGCAAACAUCUGAAAAGAAAGAUGAUCAUUCUGCCACCAAUGGUGUAGUGACGGGUUUGAAUGCUGCUUUCACAAAUUUAUUAUGCUUUUCAGGAAAGAUCCGACUGCUGGAUGUUGGCAGCUGUUUUAAUCCAUUUUUGAAGUUUGAUGAAUAUCUAGCAGUUGGUAUUGACAUUGUGCCUGCAGUAGAGAGUGUGUAUAAAUGUGAUUUCCUCAAUCUUCAGUUGCAGCAGCCUCUCCAGCUUGCUCAAGAUACAAUCGAUGCCUUUCUCAAACAGCUAAGAAGUCCUAUUGACUCCCUCCCAGGAGAACUGUUCCAUAUAGUUGUGUUUUCUCUUCUGCUGUCUUAUUUUCCUGCCCCUUAUCAACGGUGGAUCUGCUGUAAGAAAGCCCAUGAACUACUUGCACUCCAUGGUUUGCUCCUAAUAAUCACACCCGAUUCCUCUCACCAGAAUCGUCAUGCCUAUAUGAUUAAGAGCUGGAAAACUGCUAUAGAAUCUUUGGGAUUCAAAAGAUAUAAAUAUGUGAAGUUCUCCCACAUGCAUCUGUUAGCUUUUCGGAAAAUUUCACUGCAGACAACAAGCGACUUGGUCAGCAGAAAUUACCCAGAGAUGCUGUUUAUUCCACAGGAUUUCAACAAUGUGGAUGAUGAAGAUUGCUCAGAAACUAAUUGCCAAGAUCGCUCAGAAAGUGAAGAUGACCAGAUAGCUUACAGUUUUACGGAGCUACCUGAUGGUCCAUAUGACUCGGACUCUGGGGAGAGCCAAGCGAGCUCUAUUCCAUUCCAUGAAAUGGAAGAUCCAGUUUUGCUUUUAAGCUAACCAGGACUGGUGAUUAGUUUGCUAUCAGAGCUGCUGUGUUGCCAAAAUAAUUCUGCAUUGCAUAACUCUCGUAUUAAAAACAGAAGAUGCAGUACAAUUUGCACAUAGAAAAUGUGAAGCGUUUACAAAAUGGGCUAUUCUUCCCAUCCAUUAGAAAAAUUGAAGGCACUUGCGAGGUAUGUAAAUAGAACGAACACUUUGUCAUGUCAUUAAGGCAACAAGUGUAAAUCACAAGGAAGCUUACUUCUUAAAUGAUAUGGUGAUGUAAAUGUCAGAUACUGCAAUAGUUCUGUCAGCCUUGUGAACUGAAAGUUAAGUAAGGCAUCUUGUAUUUUGAUGUAUCACAAGUGGUAAUGUCAUUUACUUACAGCUGCAGCAUAAACAGCAAAACGAUAAAGUAACAAUUGGGCUGAUAGUGAGAGGGGGAAAUCGGACUGAAUGGUCAGUGUUGUAUCAUUCUUUGAUUCUAGCUUUUCUCGACGGAUCAUAUUACUGCUCUCCUAGUUGGCUGACAUUACUAAUUUGCGAGCUGCUGGGACAUUAUUUAAACAAUCUGCAAAUUCUGGUGCAUUUGUUGCUUCUCCUUUGUUGCUUUGGUAGAUUGGAAUGCAAAUGGAAAAUACAUUUCUGUUGACAACCUGUAGUUAGGCUAUAAUUCGCACAACUUUUGUGUGAAAUUGUACAGUUAGUCCCACACAAUUCAAUGUUAAGUUAUCUUGACAAUUUUUUUUCUGUUCAGUUUUUGAACAAACGAGCAUUGGUCUUGUUGAAAGACAUGCUGUCUUGUCCUUGUGACCUUUGGUUGAUGACCUUACAAGAAGAAAAAUGGUGUUGUGGUCUGUAGUCUAUAUCUGUUAGAAAGCUGUCAGAAGUAUGUUGUGAAACAAAAGAGGUCUUUUUGCAUAAUUAUGUGCCACAAAACUAGACAGUUACCUGAAAUUCAUCUUAUUUUAGACGUUAGUAAUCCACAGCUUUUUCACGCUGUUACUUUCUAACACAUCAAAUAGAGAUUUGUGCACAGAUUACCCAUUCAAGAGCAAAUAAUAUUUACUUGAAAAUAAUUUUCAUCUAUGCAAUCAAAAAAUAUAUUGCAAACGAUGUGGUUUACUUCCUGCUUGGAAUAUGCCUUUCUUUAUUUUGUAUCCUAUAAAUCAACAGAUAGAUAAACACCCUUUCACUUCUGUCGAAGAUGUACUUAUUUUUGCGUUUGGCCCAGUAAAUAUCACCUGAAAAACUGAAAUAUUCAAGCUUGUUACCCAACAUUGGUUGUUUAUACCAUGUAAAAUAAUACUUGCGGAAAAUGUAGCGGUUUAACGUUAGCCGAGGAAACCCUGCUGAAAACAUUAAUGCCAAAGUGUAGAUUAGUUAAAUGGCACAUUUGGGACUAAAAUAUUUCCAAAAGUUCUUUUCAUAUUUUGGCUUGCAUGAUCUGCUUAUGUUGAACAUGGGAAAUUACACUGCUGUCUGAUAUCUUUCUUGUUUUUGUAUCUGCUCCACUAAAAUUAAUGUGACCUUUUUCUACACUGUAAUUUUCAUUUUCCUACUGGAAGUGCUUUAAAAUUAUUUUCAUUGAUAGUCACAGGCUGUUAAAAUGCAUCACGGUUGUUUAUCUGCCUUUUUUUUUAAAUUAAAAAAAAUUUAAUUGAGCUUUUUUUUUGCUAAUUCAAAGUGAGAAAUUUACACUAAUCUCAUGCCCCAGUAAUUUCCCUGUUAUUUUUCUGGACUGUUCAAUUUUGGAUAUUUAACCAACUCCCUUGAAAAAAUGUAUAUGUUCUAUGACGAUGGUCACUUGUAAAAUGUGGACACUUGGAGAUAAAUCAUUUAGUUUGGUAAUCUACCUGUGGCAGGAAAAACUGAAGAACAUUCCAAAGACAAUUAAAUUUUAUUUUGUGGUUAGACAAAAAUGCUGGAGAAACUCAGUGGGUGAUGCAGCAUCUAUGGAGCAAAGGAAAUAGGCAACGUUUUGGGUCGAAACCUUUCUUCAGACUGAUGCUGCCUCACCCGCUGAGUUUCUCCAGCAUUUUUGUCUACCUUCGAUAUUCCAGCAUCUGCAGUUCCUUCUUAAAAAUUUAUUUUGUGAUUGAUUAAAUAAAAUGGUUUUCUGCAGUCAUACCACGGUUUAAUUAAAUUUUUCUUUGGAUUUGUGGGUACUUUGAGAAUUAACUAACUUCUUAACUCUUGAUUCCUGAAGGACCUUCACUUUUAAUUUGCUUCUUUAAAUGCAUUCAAACUACAAAUGUGGCAUUCGAAUCCUACGGCUGAACCUAAUGAUAUGGUAUGAACUGACAGUGAAAUGAGGAGUAAAUAUUGCUGAAAUGAUGAAAUCUCUGCAUUGCUAAACUUCUGAUUAAUAUUAAAUGAUUUAAACACUCAGUUAAAAUCAUUUUGCAUCAAUGCUACAUUUGCAGCAUGAAUAUACCCAAAAAUGACCAAAAACUGCAAUUUUCAGAACAUGUCUCAUUCUGAAUGUUCUAAGUGUAUAAUUAUUAACUCCAGCAGUUAAAUGUUUUCUCUGCAAAUUAAUUGUAAUUUUAUAGUGAAUUUUUUAUCUUGAUAAAUUCAUUGAAGAAUCAUUAAAAUUUGGAGCCAUUUUAAUAACGCUAAUCAUAUACUUUCAUUUGACGUUUCUUAAUAUAUUGGGAGAACUGUUUUAUCGUCUGCCUGUCUAUCUUACUAAACAAGUACCCAAAGUACCUCUUCCGUCUUGUUAACGAAUGCUUUGAUGUUGGGGGGGAAACUAGUAUAUAAAGAAUACUCGGACAAAACAUAUUUCAAUAUCAUUAAUUGAAUUACCAAAUCAUGAUCACUAUCAAUUCUUACCUUUUAUUUUCUAUUAAUUUAUGAUUUGUACAAAUCAAUAAGCUGGCAGUUGAUUAUUUGAACAGGAUUAUUUAUUUGUUAUUGUUUCUGACAUUUGAUUGUGUAAUGAGUUUGGAAACAGACUGUCAGUAUAGUACACAUUCAAAUGGAUAUGGUCAUUUAUGUGAAGUGCUGGUAAUUGCAGGUAACAAGAAUUACCAGCAAAUGUAAUUAGUAAAAUCGAGUGAGUGAUCAAACUUUUUGAUCCUACAGGAAUAUACAAUUUGAAAAGAUUCCCAUAUACUUAAAUUAAAAAGAGCAAUUAAUAAAUGCUAUAGUUAAAAAAAUUUAAUUCACAUUUCCCCCAAAAAAGCACAUUUCUGCAUGAAUUUUAUAGUAUUAAUGUGCAACAAUGAAAAAUUAGAAUGUUAUUGAAGUGUGAGGAUAGGAGUAAUUUACUUAGCAUUUGAAAAAAUUGUUCAAGAUAUUCUGUUCAGCAGCCAAAGGUUAGGUAAAAGGCGUUUUGGAAAUACCACUGUGUGGAAUUGCCUCAGUAUUAAAUUUGUUUACCUCAUAAUGACGCUUUGCACUUAAAUCUUGUGACCUAGGUUAAAACUAAUUUAUUUUUUAGUAAACCAGCUGAUAUUCCAUUUUCUCUUUAAUUGUUUAAAUUUGUUUUCUUGUUAUUUUCUGCGACAUUAGAAUUAAAAUUUUGCACGU